GAAAAACAUGGUGAUGAGUUUCCGAGUCUCAGAUCUUCAGAUGUUGCUGGGUUUUGUUGGCAGGAGUAAAAGCGGACUUAAACAUGAACUAGUCACCCGAGCAUUACAGUUGGUCCAAUUUGACUGCAGCCCCGAAGUUUUCAAGAAAAUCAAGGAGCUCUAUGAGACUCGUUACGCCAAGAAGAGCUCGGAGGCGGCGCCUCAGCAGCAGCGCUCUGGGGAGGCUCCUCUCCCCAUGCACCCCUCCUACGACCGCGCCGGCGCCGGCCCCCGGACUCCCCUCCCCACCCCCACCACCAUCGACUACCCCGCGCUCUACGGGAAGUACCUGAACGGCCUCGGGAGGCUGCCCCCCAAAGCUGCCAAGCCCGAAGUUCGACUGGUCAAACUUCCCUUCUACACCACUUUGGACGAGCUGCUGAAGCCCACGGAAUUAGUUCCACAGAAUAAUGAGAAGCUUCAGGAAAGUCCCUGCAUUUUUGCAUUGACACCAAGACAAGUGGAGCUGAUCCGAAAUUCCAGGGAGUUACAGCCGGGUGUGAAAUCGGUUCAGGUUGUGCUAAGGAUCUGUUACACAGACACUAGUUCUCCUCAGGAGGAUCAGUACCCUCCGAACAUCGCCGUGAAGGUGAACCACAGUUACUGCUCGGUGCCGGGCUACUAUCCCUCAAACAAACCCGGCGUGGAACCGAAAAGGCCCUGUCGGCCCAUCAACCUCACCCACCUCAUGUACCUCUCCGUGGCCACCAACCGCAUCACGGUGACCUGGGGCAACUACGGGAAG
Merops nubicus (carmine bee-eater) is the source of this 784-nucleotide messenger RNA. RefSeq names its product E3 SUMO-protein ligase PIAS4-like. The transcript is spliced from 6 exons. The record is from RefSeq and is a predicted model, not a curated record. Gene Ontology annotation, biological process: regulation of transcription by RNA polymerase II; protein sumoylation. Gene Ontology annotation, molecular function: SUMO ligase activity; transcription coregulator activity. Lineage: Eukaryota; Metazoa; Chordata; Aves; Coraciiformes; Meropidae. The annotation marks the transcript as partial.